Messenger RNA from Musa acuminata subsp. malaccensis (wild Malaysian banana), 1320 nucleotides. RefSeq names its product nicotinate N-methyltransferase 1. Gene Ontology annotation, biological process: methylation. Gene Ontology annotation, molecular function: O-methyltransferase activity; protein dimerization activity; S-adenosylmethionine-dependent methyltransferase activity. The record is from RefSeq and is a predicted model, not a curated record. NCBI's taxonomy places the organism in Eukaryota, Viridiplantae, Streptophyta, Magnoliopsida, Zingiberales, Musaceae.
CGGUGACGGGACUCAUCCAUCUUGGCUAGAAUGGGAUGGUUUAACUACUCAGCCCUCAUCCAUCUUCGUGGUCUCUCAUGGCGGCAGCGGGCGGUGGCGGUCGAGAGGAUCCGACGUCGGAGGUCGGAAAGCAGGGUCGGCUGGCGAUGAUGGAGCUCGCCAACAUGAUCUCCGUCCCCAUGGCGCUAAACGCCGUCGUCCGCCUCAACGUCCCCGACGCCAUCUGGCAGUCCGGAUCUAACUCCCCCCUCACCGCAGCCGAGAUCCUCGCCCUCCUCCGCCCCCCGCCGCCCUCUUCCUCCGACCCGUCCGUCCUCCAGCGCCUCCUCCGCCUCCUCGCCAGCCACGGCGUCUUCGCCGAGAACCGCUGCGCCACCUCCGGCGCUCGCCGCUACUCCCUCACCGACGUCGGCCGCACCCUCGUCCCCUCCGGCGACGGCGCCUCCUACGCCGCCUACGUGCUGCAGCACCACCAGGACGCGCUGGUCCGCGCGUGGCCGCGGCUCCACGAGGCCGUCCUCGACCCGGCCGGGCCGGAGCCCUUCGCCCGCGCCAACGGCGGGGUGCCCGCCUACGCCUACUACGGCGGCGACCGCGAGGCCAACGCCCUGAUGCAGCGAGCCAUGUGGGGGGUGUCGGAACCCUUCAUGGAGGCGCUCCUCGACGGGUACGGCUCCGCCGGGUUCGGGAGCGUGGAAACCCUCGUCGACGUCGGCGGCAGCUCCGGCGCCUGCCUCGACAUGAUCAUGCGACGCUUCCCCUCCGUCAAGCGCGGCAUCAACUUCGAUCUGCCAGAGGUGGUCGCCGAGGCGCCGCCGUUGGCCGGGGUGACGCAUGUGGGUGGGAACAUGUUCGAAUCCAUUCCCACUGGCGAUGCCAUCUUCAUGAAGUGGGUGCUGACGACAUGGACGGACGAGGAGUGCACGGCGAUACUGAGGAACUGUUACAACGCGCUGCCAGAGGGCGGGAAGGUGAUCGCUUGUGAGCCGGUGCUACCGGUGGAGACCGACAACAGCCGGAGGACGCGGGCGCUGCUGGAGGGCGACAUCUUUGUGAUGGCGAUCUACCGGACGCUGGGAAGAGAACGCACCGAGGAGGAGUUCCGACAGCUUGGCGGCGUCGUCGGAUUCACCGCCUUUAGGGCCAUCUACUUGGACCCGUUCUACGCCGUGGUUGAGUACCAAAAGUGAACCCGAGUUGGUUCCACUUCGUUCGAUGAACACUCUUAGUAACCCAGUUCCAGCAUUAGCUUUAAUAAUAAUAAUAAUUUAUCUGAAAAAUAUUAUUGAUGUCUUAAUUAACCCGAUGUGAUUCAGACUA